CUGGGGAGGUGGGCGCACGCGGGGGCGGCGCUGACGUCUGGCUCGUGAGGCGCGCGUCAUGUCUCGACGGGGCGGUGGCCGCUUCUCCCUGUUCGCGGAGGACGGCGCCGACUUUGGCGCCCUGCCAGCGCCGCGCAGUCGCAUUGCGGCCGGCGCGGCGCGUGCCAGCAUGGACCUGGACCAGUUGCGCGGCGAGCUGCACCGGCGCUGCGGCGCGGACGCGGACAGUGAGCUUGGCGACUUUGUCAGCGACAGCCGGUUGCGCUUCCAGCAGUUGCUGAGCGGCGGCAAGUGGGACGGGCUGCACGGAGCGCCCGGCGAUCGAUUCCAGCAGCUGAUGGGGUCAACCGCCUCGGGGGCAACGGCGCCGCCGGGGGAGGAGGCGGCCCUGCCGGCCGGCCGCGGCAACGGCGCGUGCAGCCCCGCGCUGCUGGCUGACGCUCCUGUGCUGCUGGCCGACCGGCCCGCGCUGCUGGCCGACGCUCCUGCACUGCUGGCCGACAGGCCCGCGUUGCUGACCGACGCCCCUGCGCUGCUGGCCGACGCUCCUGCGCUGCUGGCCGACCGGCCCGCGUUGCUGGGAGACCGUCCUGCACUGUUGGCCGACAACCCUGCGUUGCUGGCCGACCGUCCUUCGCUGCUCGGAGGCAGGGCGGGCCCGCUGAGUGAGCGCAUGAUGGCAGGACCUCUGAGUGAGCGUAUGCGACCGGGACCGUUGAGCGAGCGUCUCAACAGCGAAAUCGUGACGCGCGGGGGCACAAACAUGGCCACCAACUCCAUGGUGAAUUCGUCCAGCUCCGUGAUGAACGCAUCCAGCUCGGUGAUGAGCUCGUCGUCCAGUGCGAUGUCGAACUCGUCGCGCGCGGUGGUCGGCUCCGGUGACCGGUCGGUGGUGGCGGCGGGCGGUGACGACCUGGCGAAUCCACAGCUCUCCUCCACUCGGCAGCAGACGUUCCAGCAGUCGCGCACGGCAUCCAACACGACGUUCAGUCAGUCGCUGGACGGCGGGCCAAGCCAGUCAAACACGACGCGUCUGUGCGAGGAGCAGCAGACGCGCGCCACCACCGAGAACGGCGCCACCAACGUGGCGCAGCAGCGUGCCCAGAAGCUCGAGUCGGCCACCGUCACCUCCCACAACGGCGAAACGCAGCUGGCGCUGGAGCGGGCCCAGGUGGCGCAGGCCAUGGAGGCCUCGUCCCACGGCGACGGCGUCACCGACGUGCGCGAGGAGGUGCAAGCCUCAGGCGCCGUGCGCCACGCCACCUUCGAGGACGGCGACGGCGGCCCGCCGCGCCAGCUGACCGCCUCCGGCGAGGACUUCUCGGCACGCGCUCAGGUGGACUACGUGCACGAGGCGGGCGACGGUCCCGGCGGCGGCCAGUUCCGAAUCAAUAGCGGCGGGCCGCCGGAGGCCGGCAGCCGGCGGCCGCCGCUCUGGCGCUUCUCUGCCUUCGGGCCGCUCAUCCAGCCGCCGAGCGGAAGGAUCCGCGGCCAGGUCACCAUGCAGACGUCGCACAGCAUGUUCAACUGCCAGGCCGGCGCGCUGCCCAGAUUCGCCGGCUCCCAGUACACGUACGAGGACACGUUCGAAGUGUCCGAGUCCGAGUCGGACGACGACGACCUGUACCUGCCGGCGCCGGCGCGGCGCCGCCAGCUCGGCUGGCGCCACAAGCCGGCCCUCACCCUCGAGGAGGCGCGGCCCGAGACGCCGUCCGAGGCGCCCUCCGAGGCGCCCUCCGAGCCGCCGGGCGAGCGCGAGGCGGACGUGAGUGAGGACGUGGCGGCGGCCGAGGAAGAGGAGCGCCGCCGCCGCGAGCGGCUGCACAAGAUAGCCAGCGAGCUGCUGGUGACCGAGCGCAAGUACGUCCAGGAGCUGCACCUCAUCGACCAGAUCUUCCACUUCCGCGUGGACCAGGAGAACCGCGCCCACCACAUGUUCAACAACGAGAUCACGGCGCAGAUGUUCUCCAACGUCAAGUCCAUCCACCAGUUCCACAAGGAUCACAUGCUUCCCCAGCUGGAGAGCCGGCUGGCCGACUGGGAGAACGACCCGCGGAUAGGGGACAUCAUGAAGACGUGCGCUCCGUUUCUCAAGAUGUACACCGAGUUCGUGAAGAGCUACGACAACGCCAUGAAUCUCAUCAACGCUUUCUUUGCCAAGUGUCCGCGGUUCGCAGCGAUCAUGAACGAAAUCCACGAGAUGGAAGAGUGCGGUAACCUACCGCUGCAGCACCACAUGAUCGUUCCCAUCCAGAGGGUACCCCGGUACGAGCUGCUGCUGAAGGACUACCUGAAGAGGCUCCCGGAAAACUCGCCAGACUACGAGGAUGCCAAACAGGCGCUGGAGCUGGUCACGCACGCGGCCACGCACAGCAACGACACGAUGAAGCGGGUGGACAAGUUCAAGCAGCUGCUGGAGAUCCAGGAGAACAUCAGCGGCGGUCCGGACCUGGUGUCGCCCACCCGCCAGCUGGUGAAGCAGGGCAAGAUCUGCAAGAUAUCGGCUCGCAGCGGCGACCACCAGGAGCGCUAUCUGUUCCUGUUCUCCGACCUGCUUCUUCUUUGCUCGCCGCGCCUCAUCAACAACCGCAUCAUCUCGGGUCCGGCGUACAGGCUGCGCGCCAAGUUUAGCAUCGAGGGUCUGCAGGUGAUGGAGGGAGACAACCUGGAGACGGUCAACACAUUCUACAUCACCGGCAACCAGAAGAACGUCGAGCUGUACACGCAGACGGCGGACGAGAAGGCCGAGUGGCUGGAGGCGCUCUGUUCCGUCAUGACCAGCUUCUACGAGCGACGCGCCUCGCUCAAGUCCGACCCGCAGGGCUUCGAGGAGCUGGGCAAGAAGGCGCCGGUGAUGCUCCGCCAAGAGGGCGUCUCGCGCUGCAUGGAGUGCGAGAGCCAGUUCGGCAUGAUGAGGCGCAAGCACGGCUGCCACGCCUGCGGCAUUGUGGUGUGCGGCAAGUGUUCCAGUCACAAGGUGGCGCUGCCUUGCGAGCAAAACAAGCCAGCGCGUGUCUGCAACCGAUGUCAUCAGCUGCUGGCGGAGCGUGCUGGCCAGGGCGGCGACACUAGCGCCACCACGCCGCGCCGCGAGAGCAUCCUCGACGUGUCCUACACGCGUGGCAAGGGUGUACUCGAUGUGCCCGCUGCUUGCGACUCCCUGUUGAGCGGCUACCUCCAGCUGCGCAGCCGCAAGGCCUGGUCACGGCGCUGGUUCUGCCUGCGCGAGGACUUCGUGCUGUACUCGUACCAGGCCGAGGAGGCGCUGAGGGCGCUGACAGCCACCCCCGUGCCCGGCUUCACGGUCACGUGGGGCGGAGCCAGCAGCAAGGCGGAGCCGGGCGUGGCCGACAAGGACAGAGAGCGCACACUCAAGCUCACCCACGUCAGGAAGAGCUACCUGUUCCUCGGGGAGGGCAAGGAGGACAUCGGCAGGUGGGUGGCGGCAUUGCAGAAGGCGGCCCGGGCCGAGGCCCUGCCCCAGACCCGGACCGAAGUCUGAGACGCGGCCCCGGCCCAGCGCCUCUCGUGUCGACGUCGGCACGUGCGGCGCGCGCCACGUUCGUCGAAGCGCGACGCCGGGCGCUGCCCAGCCAUUAAGCGCGGCGCGUGCCGGUUGGGCCACGUGACCCCCGCGAGGGGGCGCUGGGGACGGAGCGAACUGUUGUGACGUUUCUAAGUGCUGUACAAGGCGUCCCGGCUCUCAUCCCUGUGCCGCGGCGCGCCGUUCCAAGGUGCGCUGUUUCACUGAAAUGUGUGGAAUGUGGUCGUUGAAAGCUGUGACGUGGAAUUUGCGUUUGAAGUUGGCAGUCUUGAUUCAUGUUAGCUAGGGCGGUUUUUUUAGUGAACCUUGAGACUUUCAGUCCCUCCCUCUGUAGUCCCCUUUGGAUGCAUGCCAGGCAGUUCAGUUGUGUAUGAGAACGUUCAGAGAAGGCUCCAGCUCUUCAGUACUACGCUAACUUCAUCACAUCAUCAGACAGCGAGCGUGAGAUUGUCAAAAGCAGUGUUCGCCAAAGCAGUGGACGGGCGCAAUAACACGGAGGUCUGUUUUGCUGGUUUCCCACGCCUGUGAUUCGGCAUGUUCUCCUGGGAAGGCGACCUCUUUAUUUCGUACAGAGUUUCGUCUGCGUUCUUUCUUUGACAUAGUGUUCGCACGACUAUGUACUAAUAAAGUACCCGCUCCCUUGG
Molecule: messenger RNA, 4188 nt
Organism: Pollicipes pollicipes
Lineage: Eukaryota; Metazoa; Arthropoda; Thecostraca; Pollicipedomorpha; Pollicipedidae
Product: FYVE, RhoGEF and PH domain-containing protein 3
Exons: 11
Coding region: 59-3502 (1147 amino acids)
Biological process (GO): cytoskeleton organization; filopodium assembly
Cellular component (GO): cytoplasm
Molecular function (GO): metal ion binding; guanyl-nucleotide exchange factor activity
Source: RefSeq, a predicted model, not a curated record